Molecule: messenger RNA, 2720 nt
Organism: Pongo pygmaeus (Bornean orangutan)
Lineage: Eukaryota; Metazoa; Chordata; Mammalia; Primates; Hominidae
Gene: HYAL1
Product: hyaluronidase 1
Exons: 3
Coding region: 823-2130 (435 amino acids)
Biological process (GO): hyaluronan catabolic process; carbohydrate metabolic process
Cellular component (GO): cytoplasmic vesicle
Molecular function (GO): hyalurononglucosaminidase activity
Source: RefSeq, a predicted model, not a curated record
ACGCCACAAAGCCCUGCCCUAGUGCUGACAGCGUGGGAGGGGCCACUGUUGGCCCAGCCCCACCCCCAACCAAGAUCCCUUUGCCAGGGAUUCAGAGGUAGCCCUGAUGCCUGGCUGGCCUGGCCUCCUAAUCCAAGGCCCGCCCCUUGGCCCGCCCCGGUCUGGGUGGGGUGACCCCCUACAAAAGCUCAGAAUUUCCAGCAGCGGCUCCUUCCUCCAGGAGUCUGUGGUGCAGCUGGGGUGGAAUCUGGCCAGGCCCUGCUUAGGCCCCCAUCCUGGGGUCAGGAAAUUUGGAGGAUAAGGCCCUUCAAGCCCCAAGGUCAGCAGGGACGAGCGGGCAGACUGGCGGGUGUACAGGAGGGCUGGAUUGACCUGUCCUUGGUCACUGAGGCCAUUGGAUCUUCCUCCAGUGGCUGCCAGAAUUUCUGGUGGAAGAGACAGGAAGGCCUCCUCCCCUUGGUCAGGUCAGCCUGGGGGCUGAGGGCCUGGCUGUCAGCCACUCUUCCCAGAACAGAUGUCAUGGCCUCAGUGGCUCAUGGGGAAGCAGGGGUGGGCGAGCUUAGGCUAGAGCAAGUCCUGUGGGAGAUGGCAGAGGCCUGGUCUGAGAGGCAACUCGGAUGUGCCCUCCAGUGGCCAUGCUCCCCUCCAUGCGUCUCCUCUGCCCUCCCGGAGCCCUGCAGGUCAAUGUUUAACAGAAACCAGAGCAGCGGUGGAUUAAUGUGCAAGGGGUCAGCCCCCCAGCCAUGAGCAGUGGGGGAAUCUUUGCAACCUGUUCUCAGCUCUGCCUCCCCUGGCCAGGUUGUCCUCGACCAGUCCCGUGCCAUGGCAGCCCACCUGCUUCCCAUCUGCGCCCUCUUCCUGACCUUACUCGAUAUGGCCCAAGGCUCUAGGGGCCCCUUGCUACCCAACCGGCCCUUCACCACCGUCUGGAAUGCAAACACCCAGUGGUGCCUGGAGAGGCACGGUGUGGACGUGGAUGUCAGUGUCUUCGAUGUGGUAGUCAACCCAGGGCAGACCUUCCGCGGCCCUGACAUGACAAUUUUCUAUAGCUCCCAGCUGGGCACCUACCCCUACUACACGCCCAGUGGGGAGCCUGUGUUUGGUGGUCUGCCCCAGAAUGCCAGCCUGAUUGCCCACCUGGCCCGCACAUUCCAGGACAUCCUGGCUGCCAUACCUGCUCCUGACUUCUCAGGGCUGGCAGUCAUCGACUGGGAGGCAUGGCGCCCACGCUGGGCCUUCAACUGGGACACCAAGGACAUUUACCGGCAGCGCUCACGGGCACUGGUACAGGCGCAGCACCCUGAUUGGCCAGCUCCUCAGGUGGAGGCAGUAGCCCAGGACCAGUUCCAGGGAGCUGCACGGGCCUGGAUGGCAGGCACCCUCCAGCUGGGGCGGGCACUGCGUCCUCGCGGCCUCUGGGGCUUCUAUGGCUUCCCUGACUGCUAUAACUAUGACUUUCUAAGCCCCAACUACACCGGCCAGUGCCCAUCAGGCAUCCGUGCCCAAAAUGACCAGCUAGGGUGGCUGUGGGGCCAGAGCCGUGCCCUCUAUCCCAGCAUCUACAUGCCCGCAGUGCUGGAGGGCACAGGGAAGUCACAGAUGUAUGUGCAGCACCGUGUGGCCGAGGCAUUCCGUGUGGCUGUGGCUGCUGGUGACCCCAAUCUGCCAGUGCUGCCCUAUGUCCAGAUCUUCUAUGACAUGACAAACCACUUUCUGCCCCUGGAUGAGCUGGAGCACAGCCUGGGGGAGAGUGCGGCCCAAGGGGCAGCUGGAGUGGUACUCUGGGUGAGCUGGGAAAAUACAAGAACCAAGGAAUCAUGUCAGGCCAUCAAGGAGUAUAUGGACACUACACUGGGGCCCUUCAUCCUGAACGUGACCAGUGGGGCCCUUCUCUGCAGUCAAGCCCUGUGCUCCGGCCAUGGCCGCUGUGUCCGCCGUCCCAGCCACCCCAAAGCCCUCCUCCUCCUUAACCCUGCCAGUUUCUCCAUCCAGCUCACGCCUGGUGGUGGGCCCCUGAGCCUGCGGGGUGCCCUCUCACUUGAAGAUCAGGCACAGAUGGCUGUGGAGUUCAAAUGUCGAUGCUACCCUGGCUGGCAGGGACCGUGGUGUGAGCAGAAGAGCAUGUGGUGAUUGGCCACACAUUGAGUUGCACAUAUUGAGAACCUAAUGCACUCUGGGUCUGGCCAGGGCUUCCUCAAAUACAUGCACGGUCAUACAAGUCAUGGUCACAGUAAAGAGUACACUCAGCCACUGUCACAGGCAUAUUCCCUGCACACACAUGUAUACUUACAGACUGGAAUAGUGGCAUAAGGAGUUAGAACCACAGCAGACACCAUUCAUUCCAUGUCCAUGUGCAUCUACUUGGCAAGGUCAUAGACAAUUCCUCCAGAGACACUGAGCCAGUCUUUGAACUGCAGCAACCACAAAGGCUGACAUUAACUGAGUGCCUACUCUUUGCCAGUCCCCGUGCUAAGCAUUUUAUGUGGACUUAUUCAUUCCUCACAAUGAGGCUAUGAGGAAACUGAGUCACUCACAUUGAGGGUAAGCACGUUGCCCAAGGUUGCACAGCAAGAAAAGGGAGAAGUUGAGAUUCAAAUCCAGGCUGUCUAGCUCCGGGGGUACAGCCCUUGCACUCCUACUGAGUUUAUGGUAACCAGCCCUGCACGACCCCUGAAUCUGCUGAGAGGCACCAGUCCAGCAAAUAAAGCAGUCAUGAUUUA